Gopherus flavomarginatus (Mexican gopher tortoise) is the source of this 10522-nucleotide messenger RNA. RefSeq names its product dedicator of cytokinesis 3 (gene DOCK3). The transcript has 55 exons. Gene Ontology annotation, biological process: small GTPase-mediated signal transduction. Bases 382 to 6750 code for a protein of 2122 amino acids. Gene Ontology annotation, molecular function: guanyl-nucleotide exchange factor activity; small GTPase binding. Gene Ontology annotation, cellular component: plasma membrane; cytoplasm. The record is from RefSeq and is a predicted model, not a curated record. NCBI's taxonomy places the organism in Eukaryota, Metazoa, Chordata, Testudines, Testudinidae.
CGACGACGACGACAGUGAGGAGGCUGGAGCUCAUCAGAGUGACCUAAGGGAGGGAAGUGGGGACCCCUGCAGCCGAGGGUUGGACUGUGAGAGGCCGAGAGCCGCCAGUACCAUCCCUGUCACCGGGGGCUAUUGGCAGCUCCGCGCUGGGUGCUGCGGAGCGCUGAGGGAUCCGGCACCUGCCGCGGCGGCUCCCCAGGGAGUGCCCCCCCCGCACCUGCGCCUGGCCCAAGUGAGAGCGAGGAGGAGACGUUACCGUGCUCCGGGGGCUGUGCGGAGCAGCGGCCCCGCUGUCAGCUGGGGAGACCGCCUCCGCUCCAUGAGCAGGGCUCGGCUGCUGCGCUCCGUGAGGGGGGAACCGCGGCCGACGCCGGCACCAGCAUGUGGACCCCGACCGAGGAGGAGAAAUACGGCGUAGUGAUAUGCAGCUUCCGAGGAUCUAUACCACAAGGCUUAGUCUUGGAACUAGGAGAAACUGUCCAGAUCCUGGAAAAAUGUGAAGGCUGGUACAGAGGAGUUUCCAUUAAGAAGCCCAAUGUAAAGGGGAUUUUUCCUGCUAACUAUAUUCACUUGAAAAAGGCAAUCGUCAGUAACAGAGGGCAAUAUGAAACAGUAGUUCCACUUGAAGAUUCUGUAGUGACUGAAGUCACAGCAACGCUCCAGGAAUGGGCUAUCCUCUGGAAACAGUUGUAUGUGAAGCAUAAGAUAGAUCUUUUCUACAAACUGCGCCAUGUGAUGAAUGAACUCAUUGACCUGCGUAGACAGCUACUGUCAGGUCACUUGACACAGGAUCAGGUACGAGAAGUCAAGAGACACCUUACAGUGCGACUGGACUGGGGUAAUGAACAUUUGGGCCUGGAUCUAGUUCCUCGUAAGGACUUUGAGGUGGUGGAUUCAGAUCAGAUCAGCAUCUCAGAUCUUUAUAAAAUGCAUUUAUCAAGUAGGCACAGUGUCCAGCAAAGCACAACACAGGUGGAUACAAUUCGUCAGCGUCAUGGGGAAGCUUGCCGUAUGCCAGUGUCCCACCACUUCUUCGUCAGUCUAAAGAGCUUCACCUAUAAUACUAUUGGGGAGGACACAGAUGUCUUCUUUUCUUUGUAUGAUGUUCGAGAGGGCAAGCAGAUCAGUGAGCGGUUUCUGGUGAGGUUAAACAAGAACGGAGGCCCGAGGAAUCCAGAAAAGAUAGAACGGAUGUGUGGCCUUUUCACAGAUCUCAGCAGCAAGGAUAUGAAGAGAGACUUGUACAUAGUUGCACAAGUAAUUCGAAUAGGUCGCAUGCUGCUGAAUGAUUCCAAAAAGGGCCCCUCCCAUCUACAUUAUCGUCGCCCCUAUGGCUGUGCAGUAUUGAGCAUCAUGGAUGUACUUCAAUCAAUCUCUGAACUAAAGGAAGAAAAAGAUUUUGUUCUCAAAGUUUACACGUGCAACAAUGAAAAUGAAUGGUAUCAGAUCCAUGAAAACAUUAUCCGCAAGUCCAGUACCAAGUACACAGCACCCAGCUCAAACUAUGGACUUAUAAUUUCUCUACAGCUUCUUCGUGGGGACAUGGAGCAGAUUCGAAGGGAGAACCCCAUGAUCUUUAGCAGGGGGGUGUCUGUUACCAGAAAACUUGGUUUCCCUGAUGUCAUAAUGCCAGGUGAUAUACGUAAUGACUUGUACCUGACACUAGAGAAGGGGGAUUUUGAGAGAGGUGGGAAGAGUGUUCAGAAGAACAUCGAAGUGACCAUGUAUGUUCUUUAUGCAGAUGGAGAGAUCCUGAAGGACUGUAUCAGUUUAGGCUCAGGAGAGCCAAACAGAAGUGCAUACCACUCUUUUGUCCUCUACCACAGUAACAGCCCUCGUUGGGGGGAAAUUAUCAAGCUGCCCAUCCCCAUUGACAGGUUCCGUGGGUCUCACCUUCGCUUUGAGUUCAGGCAUUGCUCCACUAAAGACAAAGGAGAAAAAAAGCUUUUUGGCUUUGCAUUCACUCCUCUGAUGAGGGAUGAUGGCACUACCCUAUCGGAUGAUAUCCAUGAGCUUUAUGUUUAUAAGUGUGAUGAGAACAGCACAUUUAAUAAUCAUGCUCUGUACCUGGGGCUGCCCUGCUGCAAAGAGGACUACAACGGCUGCCCUAACAUCCCUUCGAGCCUCAUUUUCCAGCGUAGUACCAAAGAGACCUUCUCGAUCUCCACCCAACUCUCCUCCACCAAACUCACCCAAAACGUUGACUUGCUUGCCCUCUUAAAAUGGAAGGCUUACCCAGACCGUGUAAUGGAUAUCCUAGGAAGACUGAGGCAUGUCAAUGGCGAGGAAAUUGUUAAGUUCCUGCAAGAUAUUCUAGACACGUUGUUUGUGAUUUUGGAUGACAACACAGAAAAGUAUGGCCUGUUGGUCUUCCAGUCACUGGUGUUCAUCAUAAAUCUGCUACGUGACAGCAAGUAUUUCCAUUUCCGACCUGUUAUGGAUAUGUACAUUCAGAAACACUUUGCAGGAGCACUGGCUUACAAAGAACUGAUCCGAUGUUUGAAGUGGUACAUGGAUCGAUCAGCUGAGCUUGUACGGCAAGAUCAUAUCCAGGAAGCAAUGAGGGCCUUGGAAUAUCUUUUCAAGUUCAUUGUCCAAUCUCGGAUCCUUUACUCGAGAGCUACUUGUGGAAUGGAGGAGGAACAAUUUCGCUCCAGUAUCCAAGAGCUUUUCCAGUCCAUCAGAUUCGUGCUCAGCUUGGACAGCAGGAGCUCAGAGACUCUCAUCUUCACACAGGCUGCUUUACUGAAUUCCUUCCCUGCAAUCUUCGAUGAGCUAUUGCAGAUGUUCACCGUGCAGGAAGUAGCAGAGUUUGUGAGAGGAACUCUAGGAAGCAUGCCUAGUACAGUGCAUAUCGGACAGUCGAUGGAUGUAGUUAAGCUGCAAUCUAUAGCACGCACUGUGGACAGCCGCCUUUUUUCUUUCUCGGAAUCCCGGCGAAUCUUGCUCCCUGUGGUUCUUCAUCACAUUCACCUUCAUCUGAGACAGCAGAAGGAGUUACUCAUCUGCUCUGGGAUUCUCAGUAGUAUCUUCUCCAUUAUCAAGGCCAGCACCAUGGAGGCAGAUGUAGUGGAGGAGGUUGAGAUGAUGGUGGAGAGCCUCCUGGAUGUACUUUUACAAACUCUGCUUGCUAUCAUGAGUAAAUCGCAGUCUCAGGAGGCGGUAAGAGGGCAGCGUUGCCCGCAGUGCACAGCUGAAAUCACUGGAGAGUAUGUGUCCUGUCUCUUGUCUCUGCUUCGUCAGAUGUCAGAUGCUCAUUUUCAACAUUUACUGGACAACUUCCAGAGCAAGGAUGAGCUAAAGGAGUUCCUGCUGAAGAUUUUCUGUGUGUUUCGAAACCUGAUGAAGAUGAGUGUUUUUCCUCGGGACUGGAUGGUGAUGAGGUUGCUCACCAGCAAUAUCAUAGUUACGACAGUCCAGUACCUGUCCUCUGCCCUGCACAAGAACUUCACAGAAACAGACUUUGAUUUUAAGGUGUGGAACUCCUAUUUCAGCUUGGCAGUUCUGUUUAUAAACCAGCCAAGCCUGCAGCUAGAAACUGUCACUCCAGCUAAGAGAAAGAAGAUUCUGGACAAAUAUGGUGACAUGCGAGUGAUGAUGGCAUAUGAGUUAUUCAGCAUGUGGCAGAACCUGGGUGAACAUAAAAUUCACUUUAUCCCGGGAAUGAUUGGCCCCUUUCUUGGUGUCACACUGGUCCCACAGACAGAGGUCCGCAACAUCAUGAUCCCCAUCUUUCAUGACAUGAUGGACUGGGAGCAGAGGAAAAAUGGCAACUUCAAACAGGUGGAAGCUGAAUUGAUUGAUAAGCUGGACAGCUUGGUAUCAGAAGGAAAAGGAGAUGAGAACUACAGGGAGCUCUUCAGUCUACUAACCCAGCUCUUUGGGCCCUACCCCAGCCUGCUGGAGAAGAUUGAACAAGAGACGUGGCGGGAGACUGGCGUCUCUUUUGUUACAUCAGUUACUCGCCUCAUGGAGCGUCUCCUUGACUACAGAGACUGCAUGAAAGGAGAUGAAACAGAAAACAAGAAGAUUGGCUGCACUGUUAACCUGAUGAACUUUUAUAAAUCUGAAAUUAACAAGGAAGAGAUGUAUAUCCGCUACAUCCACAAGCUGUGUGACAUGCACUUACAGGCUGAGAACUACACUGAGGCUGCAUUUACAUUGCUUCUGUACUGUGAGCUACUUCAGUGGGAAGACAGACCUCUGCGAGAGUUCUUGCACUACCCAUCACAGACAGAGUGGCAACGUAAGGAGGGGCUAUGCCGGAAGAUUAUCCACUACUUCAACAAAGGGAAGAGCUGGGAGUUUGGAAUCCCACUGUGCAGAGAGCUGGCCAUUCAGUAUGAAAGUCUGUACGAUUAUCAAAGCCUCAGCUGGAUUCGGAAAAUGGAAGCUACCUAUUAUGAUAACAUCAUGGAACAGCAGCGCUUGGAACCUGAGUUUUUCAGAGUUGGUUUUUAUGGCCGGAAAUUCCCCUUCUUCCUUCGGAACAAGGAGUAUGUAUGUCGAGGCCAUGACUAUGAAAGGCUGGAGACCUUCCAGCAAAGAAUGCUGAGUGAGUUCCCACAAGCCAUUGCAAUGCAGCACCCAAACCAUCCAGAUGACACCAUUUUGCAAUGUGAUGCUCAGUAUUUACAGAUAUAUGCAGUAACUCCCAUCCCAGAUAAUAUUGAUGUGCUACAAAUGGAACGUGUGCCUGAUCGUAUAAAGAGCUUUUAUCGUGUCAACAACAUCAGGAAAUUCCGCUAUGAUAGGCCUUUCCAUAAAGGUCCAAAGGACAAAGAGAAUGAAUUUAAGAGCUUGUGGAUUGAACGUACCACUCUGACACUGACUCACAGUUUACCUGGGAUCUCCCGGUGGUUUGAAGUGGAGAGAAGAGAGCUGGUCGAGGUGAGCCCCUUGGAAAAUGCCAUUCAAGUUGUUGAGAACAAAAACCAGGAGCUGAGGACAUUAAUAAGCCAGUAUCAGCACAAGCAAAUGCAUGGCAAUAUUAACCUGCUCAGCAUGUGUCUGAAUGGAGUGAUUGAUGCAGCAGUGAAUGGUGGCAUAGCACGGUACCAGGAGGCCUUUUUUGAUAAAGAUUAUAUCACCAAGCACCCUGGAGAUGCAGAAAAAAUCACACAGCUCAAGGAGCUCAUGCAGGAACAGGUGCAUGUUCUUGGAGUGGGUCUGGCAGUACAUGAGAAAUUUGUACAUCCAGAGAUGCGUCCUCUACAUAAGAAACUGAUUGAUCAGUUCCAAAUGAUGCAGUCUAGUCUGUACCAUGAGUUGCCUGGUUUGGAUAAAUUGAGUCCAGCCUGUUCUGGUACCAGCACCCCACGCAGCAGUGUUCUUGUGUCACACGGCCCGAUGAGUCCAGAGAGCAUCAAGCUGGUACAUCGACACAGCCCAUUGAACUUGCUCGGUUCAGUCAGACACUCGUCAUCGUCUCUUUCCUCCCAUACUUCCAGUGAAACAGGAAACCUGGUUAUCCUAACAGAGAGUUCUGUAGGGGAGACCGCUGAGGAUAUGUACCGCAUGCAGCUUGUUUACCCCAUCUCCAGGUACCAAGGCUCAGUCACCAACGUCUCUGUUUUAUCCUCGUCCCAGGCCAGUCCUUCCACUUCAAGCCUGAGCUCUACCCACUCUGCACCAUCCCAGAUGAUUAACUCUGCCCCUUCCAGUGCACGAGUGCUGGUGAAAGGUGCUGGAUUGACAACACUGGAGGCUGAAGCCCUCUAUUUAUCCACAGAACAGAUGCAGCACGGGCGGCAGCAGUGCAAGCUUCCCCACACUGCCCCCACCAAUGUGCCUCAUCUCUGUCCUGGAGGGACCACCUCUAGAGGCUCUCCCUCUCUACCAGAUAAGUACCGCCACACUCGGGAGCCGAUGAUGAUGCUGCCAACCCACCGGGACCGACCAAGCAGUGCCCUGUAUCCUGCAGCUAUCAUGGAAAAUGGACAGCCUCCAAAUAUUCAGCGCGCCUUGAUCCAGCAAGUGAUCGGACCAUGCAAACCUUGCAGUGAUCCCAAUCUAUCUGUUGCUGAGAAAGCUGUGCCAGCAGCGCCCAGCAGUUGGAGCCUAGACAGCGGAACCAGAGAGGCCCUGCCAUUCCUGUCUGCCCACGUUGGGAGCAUCUUGGCCCCACCAGUACCUCCCCGAAGCCUACCCCAUGGUCACUACUCACUGCACUUUGAUGCCUUCCACCACCAGCUCAGUGAUGCUCCUCCAGCACUGCCUGCGCGGACAUUGCGCAAGUCUCCUCUUCAUCCAAUUCCUGCAUCACCCACAAGUCCCCAGUCUGGCUUGGAUGGAAGUAACUCCACUCUGUCAGGCAGUGCCAGCAGUGGUGUGUCCUCCUUAAGUGAGAGUAACUUUGGACACUCAUCUGAGCCCCCUCCUCGCACAGACACCAUGGAUUCUGUCCCUAGCCAGGCCUGGAAUACUGAUGAAGACUUAGAGACACCCUAUCUCCCUGUCAGGUACAGUCUCUCUGAACCUGAUGUUCUGGAGUCACUCAAAUCCCAGCCAUGUCGAAGCCACUCUGCUCCAUCUGGAGUCAUUCCUCAGGACACUAUGGACCCUCCAGCUCUCCCCCCAAAACCAUACCAUGCUCGGCUCCCAAACAUGGAGAAUGAAGAGGAAAUGAUGUUGAUGAUGGAAGAGGAAGACAAACACCGGCCACUGCAUCGCAAAGUCUCCCAACCAGCUAGUGGUGGAAAGGAGGAGCAGGCCAGGGUAGCAUGGGAGCAUGGCAUCAGUGAGCAGUAAGCAGGACUACCUAGAAAGAAGCUUGUGUAGUAAUAGUAAUUCCAGGUCUGACCAGAAGAAAGAUGUAAAAGUUCAGGACUCAGAGGAGAGAACAGUGAUCCAAUUCUUUACUUUCUACUGCCAUGAGUUAAUGUCCAGAGCCCAUACAAAGCUUGGGCUGGCAUGUGAGGUUGCUGCUUUCCUUUUUAUUGCAUUUUAUACUUUUUGAUUUUAUGUUAUUUUUAAUUAUUAUUUUUUGUGUGCAGUGGGUGCUUUAUUCCUUCUGCAGUUUAUCCGACCACACAAAGUGGCAUGUAAGCUGUUAGCCAUAGAGACUUGCAGAAACUGAAAAAAACUGGAAUAUUGAAGAGGGGGUGUGGCGAAUUGUUUUAAAAAGCUUUCCUCCCAGUUUUGAGACGCACACAAGUAGAAGCAGUUGCACUAGGGACAUGUUUCUUUGCUGCAUAGAAGUGAAAGCUCAUUGCUGAAUUCAGGGAUUCCAUGAACUGUCAGGCUGGAAGGUGCAUUCUCUGCAGGCAAUGGAAACUUGGCUGUUCUAUGAAGAAACUGUCUCUUUCAGGUGUGUGAUCAUAAACAGCUUUAUAGUAGUCUACUGCAUUGACUCAAUUGUGAUGAAAUGAUCUUACCAGUGCUGACAGGCUUCCAUAUUGAUUUUUGACGUAUCAUUUCAAAUAAACUCUGCAGCCUUUGGUUUUUCAUGGACAUGUACUUUGGUUUUUCAUGUUUUUGUUAAGUAAUUUCAUUUUUUUACUGGGUAAACCAGCCUGCUUUUCCAUUGGAGUCAUAGUCCAUAUCCACCUUUACUGCAGAGUAAGAAAGAGUUAUGUAGCCUUUAGGGCUGCAACCCAAUUCUGAGCCUUUUCCCAUGCCUAGCUCUGGGCAAAUAGUUGUACAGUCAAGGAACCAGUUGAGUGGCUCGUUCCACAACUGCUUGAUGACUCAGCAAAUAAGAAGAGACGGCUUGAAUGCAUCAUAUCCAGGCCUUGCCUCAGGAUUGAAAGUCUGCACAAUCCACACCAACAUCCAUUAACUGUGUUUGUUACUGUAAUAUCUUAUGUGCCCUUCUGAUACGUUUCACUGCUGCUCAAUGCCUCCAUCUCUCCCUUCGAAUAGGAAACCCUAUAAGCUGCAAGAAAGGCCCAGUGUGUAGUGUGCACUCCAGCUUCAGGGAUUUUAAAGAUGAACUGUCAGGGGAAAGGGGGGAGACGUUUAUUCCCUUUUUUUGCUUCUUUAUGGUGUGUAAAGAAAGUUUGAAAAGUUUUUCUUGUUUUAUUGUAAGGAUUUUUUUCCUCUGUUUUUUACAUUGCACAAAUUUCCAGUCUCGACUUCCCUUUUUUGCUGGCAGACUCUGUGAAGAACUGUAGAAUUUAGUGCAAUUAUGAUAUGACACAAAACAAGAGAUUGAGACCAGAGCAGUGGAAUGGGGAAGGGAAUUUUAGUCAGACUGUUUUAAGUUCUAGGGUUUUUUGUUUUCUUUGUUUAACACCUGCUUAGUACCUGACAAAUGGGAGAAGAACUUUGUUGGUGAAAGAUCCAAUAAACCUGCCAUUUUAUCAGAGGGCUGAGAAAUUUCCCAGUUCUCAAGUCUUUUGAGAAAUCUUCCAGCAAAAAUAGGGAAGAAAAUAUCCAUCUAUUCUGUUUCCUAUAUAUCAUAAAUAUUAUAAAGAAGCAAAAAAGGAAACUUUUUUUUCCCUUUGCAAGUCACCUUUAGCACUACCUCUAUGCAAAGUGACUGAUCAAAUACACCAUUUCCAAAUUCUCCUGAAAACGAUAAUCUGUAUCAAGUUUGGACUCAGGUGGCAAUUGUAUAGAGUGGGUGUUGAGAUUGUUCAUUUAUUCUUUCUCAAACUCUAGCCCAUGCAAAAGAAAUAUUGUUCUGGUUUUGUUUCUUAACUGGCCUGCCUAGCUAGAAAAAGAUCUGUCCCAUUUCCUUUACCUUUCCUAGAGCAGGACACCUGGAAUCAUUGUAUCCUUCACCAUUGAAACACAGGUGUUAAAAUCUGGUCCACAAUGGGCAUUUCCUCUCUAGCAUAAACGUCAAGGCAGGUCUGAGUAGAAAUGAAAAAUGGUGAAGCUCUUAAGAGCCAGUCUCAGCUGGUGUAAAUCAGUGUCACUCCAUUGAAAUGAAUGGAAUAUUCUGAUCUACACCUCUGAGAAUGUAGCCCAGGAUCUUCAUAUGAAACUUUAUUAGAACAAGACACUUAUUUUCCUUUUUUGGUAGAAGGGUUAAACAUUAUUGUAUCUGGAAAUGUGAGCUCUCCUUUAGAGCAAAAAAUAAGGUGUCUGCGCAUAAAGCUUUGUGAGUAAGUUGGAGUUAACAUUCAAGUUAGUCUAAACAUCCAGCUAGAGGGACUGACUAGAGCUAACUGCUAACCAGAGUUUUAAGGGAUUCCCUAAGGCAUAUCAUGCUGUGCUGAUUGGAAGGAUAGUGUCUGGCAUGGAGACACCCAGCUUUGAUGUGUGAUUUUAUUUUCUUUUUUUGGUAAAGGCUUUUUCUAAAAGUUAGAUGAUCAGUUAGCUUUUAUAAACAGAUGUCAGCCAAUUUUACAGCGGGUCCAUAGCCACCAAGUUUCAUGAAGGAGCAAAUUCAAUUAACACAAACAUAUUAGAUUUGAAUCUCCAAGGAGUUAUUCAGAACCAUGGUCAAAUUGUUGCAAAAUAUUUUGUAUUCUUUUAAAAUGCCUAAUUUCAGAGGGCAGUUGGGGGGUUGGGUGGGAAGAGAAGGAGGUAGGGGACAUUUUAUUGUAAUUAAGACCUGGAUGUGAAACUCAUACUACUCUCUGGGGCAAGUAUGCUUGGCCAAUAGCAGCAUGAAAAUUAAAGCCAAAUUCAGCCCUGGGGUAAGUGGGCACAACUACAUUUUCUGAAUUAGGGCUGAAUUUGGCCACCAGGGUUCGUUGCUGUGCUCUAUGUAAUUAUAGUAAAUAGACAUAAUUUACAAGGAACAUGGUCAUUCCAAACUCAUGUACCAAGUUUGAAAUGGAAGAUACUUCUUUUGGGUUCUUGGGCCACCACUUCUCUCCUGAAUGCACGGGCUAUUAAACUUUCCACCAUUGAUGUUUACACACUCUGUCUGGAGAAAAAGGAAUGGGCAGAGGCAAUGAUGGAGGUGAAGCAAUGAGAAGAAUUGCAUUAAUCUGCCACAUUAGUUGCUGAUUGGCUGGAAGAAUGUUUUGACUAUGUUGCUAGGUGCAAGACCACAAGAUUUUUUCCUCUUUUUUUGGUUUCUUUUGUUUAACCUUUAUUUCCCCCUUUGCGUGGGGAAGGGGUUACUACAUAUCCAUCGGGGGGAGAGAGAGCAACCAAAUUGGAAAGGCUGUAGCUCAGAAGCAGAAAAAAAGUGUGAUAUUUAACUUUUCCUUCCAUCGUGCUCUUUUUGUAUAUAUCCCAUUUGAAUGCUGUGUAUUUGUACAGGAAAUUGAGCAAAAAAUGUAUAGAUCGUGCUGUCUGACUGGUACUCUGCCCUGUAAAUGUGUUUUUAACCUCUGGCAUUCUGUGCUUAUUUAAAAAAGGCAAAAACCUCUAACCACUUCUCUUUUGUGUAUUCAUGUUUAAAAAAUUUUUUUAAAAAGCUCUCAACUAUAAUGGAAAGCAAACGUAAAAGAAAAAAAAGAAUUUGAACAAAUGUCCUAAAGGUAUUUCAUUGUAUAUAUUGUGAUAGCAUGUUUCCAGAACCAACAAAUAAGUGGUGUGAAUUUUAGAUGUAAAUAUCUGCUGGGUUUUUUUUCCUUCCCCAUUCACUCGACUGCUGUGAUGUGGAAUUAAAGAUUAA